UUCACCCUUUACAAAAACACUCCAUCAAUAAUAACUCUAACAAUGGCUUCUUAUUAUCUCACCAUUUGUGUGCUGUUUCUUCUUCCUCUACAUUUCUCACUCAUCCAUGGCAACACAGAAGAAGGUUUCACCAUUAACCUAAUUCGAAAAACCUCUCUCCAACCCUCAUUCCCUCAAGGUUUCUCAGCCAUGUCAACGAUUCCACAAUCCCCAGUGAGUGCUUACCUCGGCGAAUAUCUCAUGGAACUCUCCAUCGGAACUCCACCGUUCAAAAUCUACGCCAUUGCAGACACGGGCAGCGACCUCAUGUGGACCCAGUGUGUCCCAUGCAACGACUGCUACAAACAAAUCAACCCCAUGUUCGAUCCCACAAAAUCCUCCUCGUACACAAACGUACCAUGCAGCUCAAACCUGUGCCAUCUUCUCGACACGGGUGUGUGUUCUCCCCAGAAGGAAUGCAACUACACCUACGCCUACGGAGACGGGUCCAUGACGCAAGGAGUGUUGGCGCAAGAAACAGUGACAUUCACCUCAACCACAGGGGCAAGCGUCCCCCUUAAAGGCAUCGUCUUUGGCUGCGGACACAACGACUCAAAAAACGGUUUCAACGACCACGAGAUGGGUCUCAUAGGCCUAGGAGGAGGACCGGCAUCAUUGAUUUCUCAGAUGGGUUCAUCGUUUGGUGGCAAAAUGUUUUCGCAGUGUUUGGUCCCUUUCCACACCGACGAGAGAGUUUCCAGCAAAAUGAGUUUUGGCAGAGGGAGCAAGGUAUCUGGGAGUGGAGUGGUUUCGACACCGUUGGUUACAAAGGAAGACAAAACACCGUAUUUUGUGACGCUACUAGGUAUCAGUGUCGGAAACAAGUAUUUGCCCUAUAGUGGUGGUUCUUCACAGAACGUUGCGAAGGGUAACGUGUUUCUUGAUUCAGGAACACCUCCAACGAUCUUGCCGACAGAGUUUUACGAUCGAGUGGUGGCGGAAGUGAAGAACCAGGUUCCGAUGAAACCUGUGGUGGAUGAUCCUUCUUUGGGAACCCAACUUUGCUAUCGAACGAAGAACAAUCUUGGUGGUCCUGUUUUAACUGCACAUUUUGAAGGUGCAGAUGUGAAACUGGAACCGAUUCAGACCUUUAUUCCACCAAAAGAUGGUGUUUUCUGCUUGGGGUUCACCAACACCAGCAGCGAUGUGGGGAUUUAUGGGAACUUUGUUCAGUCAAAUUAUUUGAUUGGGUUCGAUCUUGAAGCAAAAAUGGUCUCUUUCAAGGCAAGAGAUUGUACCAAAAACACAUAGAAUCUCAAACAGAAGUUUCAGUUUGCUUCUUUGUAUACAAAUUACAGUGAAGAAAAUAAAUUUUUGUGUUCGUUUUCUGUAGAAAGCGAAAUUGUAAAACUGGAUUGCUGUUUCCUAAGUCAACGACAGAGUCAACCCUUGUUUGGUCAGCGAUAUCAAUGAAACUCUUUAGGAGUUAUUAUUUAGUA
Molecule: messenger RNA, 1478 nt
Organism: Vigna unguiculata (cowpea)
Lineage: Eukaryota; Viridiplantae; Streptophyta; Magnoliopsida; Fabales; Fabaceae
Product: aspartic proteinase CDR1 pseudogene
Source: RefSeq, a predicted model, not a curated record